Molecule: messenger RNA, 4735 nt
Organism: Passer domesticus (house sparrow)
Lineage: Eukaryota; Metazoa; Chordata; Aves; Passeriformes; Passeridae
Product: RNA polymerase II elongation factor ELL2-like
Exons: 11
Coding region: 3019-4344 (441 amino acids)
Biological process (GO): positive regulation of transcription elongation by RNA polymerase II; transcription elongation by RNA polymerase II; snRNA transcription by RNA polymerase II
Cellular component (GO): transcription elongation factor complex
Molecular function (GO): cis-regulatory region sequence-specific DNA binding
Source: RefSeq, a predicted model, not a curated record
ACAGGAUCCUUCCUGCGGGUCCUGGCUCUUGCUCUGGGUGACAGACCCCCAUGGCAUCUGCCCCAGCAAAAGGGACUUGAGGACAACCUCUCACUUACUGACAUCAGCCCCUCUGCCCCGCCCCAGCUCCCUUUUUGCCUCCAGAAAACUUUGAACAGAAGUGGCACUUAAGUGCAGUUCUGCACAUGCUGAAGUGGCAGGAAGGUGACCCACAUGUUGCUCUAGGCACAUGUGCAGCAAGGACAAAGGAAGUGUUUGAGGGGCUGGCUCUCAAGGCAUUCACUCAUGCAAUAGGAGCCCUGUUUCUGAGAGGCACAGCCAAGAGUGGAGCAGUCAAGCGUGGAGAACGGGGGAUCUCCUGAGCCAGGGAAACCCUGGGGGAGCAGAGAGACGCAGAUACCGGGCAGACCCCAAGUGACACCUGCUGCUGGCGCACAGGCACCGCGGGGACACGCACACUUUGGGGUGAGCUUGCUGUGCUUUACUGCAGUAUGCAGCACACAGGCAUUCCGUUUCUCAGAAAUCAUUAAAUAUGUAUAAAUUGCUUGAGUCUGCACAGUUAGUUUCUGAGGGUCUACUGGGGAUCUUUAGAGACCCUGGGUGUUCACUGAGCUUUUGGCCUUUUGUUGACCUUUCAUUGUGGUCUUCCAUAUAGUAGUCAUUUUCAUCUUGGUUGUCUGAGCAGCAGAAUGUGUUCUUGAAGAAACUGUGUUGUUCUGGCUUGGCUUGGGACAUAGAGGGUUUCAGAGCUUUCAGUGUUCCACUACCCACUCCUCCCUCAUAAGCUAUUUGCAACAAUCCCUCACAGAGAUCCUUUCAAGAUUUGUCUUGGAAGUCUCACUUCUAAAACUAAUUUUCUUUUCUAGGAUAAGAAUGUUUGUUAUUACAAAUAUUUGCAAACCAUCUCAUGAAAGCUGAAAUACAAUGAAUUAUCACGCAGAAAAAAAUGCAAACAGUCACAAUUCCAGCACGGGUUAGAAAUACUUCUGUAAGCCUUUAAAGGUCUGGUAGCCAUGAGGAAAGCCAGUUCCACCUAGAGUGGGGACUUCUAGUCUUCUCCCAUUCUUACACUCCUUUUUCUGACUGAUGAUAUGCCAGAUUGCUGGAUAUCAAAUCAACCAGCAUUCUUGUAACAAAUCCAGCAAUUUGUAACCUUUACUCAGGGCUCAAGGCAGUAGCUGUCUUUAGCACCACGUCUUUUGUUCCAGGAGUACCACCUGUUACUUUCAGUUUCUGUUCAGGGAUAACCAGUGACCUCCUUUUUGUGCUGAACCAGACAUAACCAUGUUGGGCACAUAAACUAUCACUUUUCUUUCCCAUUUAUUUUCAAGUAUAUUCUAUCAAUCAGGACCAUGGUGGUUCCUGCUCUGAGGUGCACUGACCAUGCCUUGAGUACAUUUUUUAGUUAUUUUUUGAGAAAUACGCCCAAAAUACCACAGGGUUUCUUCCUUCGUUCCCAUUCUUUGAGCUAAAUAUGGGGCUACUGUGCAGGGCAAAGGCACUCAUGGAUGAACAGUGCAAAGGGUUCCAUCAAAUCUGGUAACUCCAGAGCAGGGGUUGUCAUCAAUAACCUUUAAAAGGUAUGGAAAGGCUGUUGGACAUUCGAGUCCAGUGUAACAACCUCCAUGGAUUCCUUUCAUGGUUCAUACAAAGACUUUUCCAACAGUCCCUAACUGGGGCUCCAUAAUCAACACAAACCAGUCAUUCCCAAAAAGGCACGCAGUUCUUUUACAGAUCUGGGCUCUGGUGUUUGACAAAUUGAUUCCUCCCUUUGUGUCCCCAGACUACACUGUCCUUGUGAGUGUGGCAGCCAGGAGAUGAGACAUGGGUAGAUAUAGACAUGGACUUCAAAACUAACACAAGAUAUCAUUGAAAAUGAACUUUGGAUGGUAAUAUUCAACACAUUUUAACCUACAUGCUUUAUUAUUUCUCCCUGUAAUGCCUGGACAACUUAUGGCUAGCACUUAUUUUUGGUGCCAGCUGACUGAAAUCUGGACUAAUCUUGGGUAUGGGGGAAAUGACAAUAAAACCAUCAUAAAUUGAAUAUAAAAUGUUUUUCUACAUGUGUCAAUAACUUCAAUGGCCACUUGCAGUCAGCACAAAUGUCAGCCUAGAAUUUUGCUCGGGGCCAGCACUGGCCUUUCCAUGUCAGCUCCUCCUGCAGAGGCUGUGGGGGCCUGGGCAUGCUGCUGGCUUGUUUCCUUUUAGGGGACUGGGAUGAGGAAAGGUCGGGGGAUUUUGUCAAAGAGAUGAUGUUUGAGUGACCGUGUACGUGCUGGAAGCCUCACAGACUGAAGGGCCCAGGACAGGAGUGCCCAGUGCUGGGAGGGCUGCACCUUGCUGCCCUGGUAAGAGGUGUUAAGCUGCUCCUUCGCCUCCGAGAGAGCCAAGUGCAGCACGUUAGAGCAGAAACCCUUCACUAGGCCUGGUUUGCACAGCUGCAGCACCUGGGGUUGGUGGAGUGCCCCUUUCUGCACUUGGAAAUGAGCUGAGUCAGUCAUGGGCCAGGCAGGGCAUUCCCCACCUGUGCCCAUUGUGAAUUCCCUCUGCCCCGACUGUGACACGUCCCGCUCCUCAGUGACAUCCCGCCCAGCCUGGAACAUGGAACUCCCCGUUUCCAAGGACACGUGGCCAUUGUCACCGGCACACGGCAGGACCGCUCAGACCCUUCGGCGGCUGCAGCCAGAGCGGAGGUGUCAGAGCGACAGCGAGUGUUGUUCCAGCUUUGGUGGUUCCAGCACUCGUUGUUCAAGAGGCCGAUCCACACACUGAGUGGAGCCAAAUGCCAGCGAGGUGUCGCACAAUGGAAGUGUGCAGGAUGUCAAAUUGUAUAACCCACUUGGAGGUUUGCAGGCACAUAUCAGAGAGGCAUGGUCCAAAGAACAGGAAGUGGAGAAAGGCAUUAAAAGUUUGACCUACAUUGAAAGAUUGAAGGAGCGUGUAAAGAAAGUGAAAAUACCAGAGCUCAGGAGAGCCCCAUGCAGCUCUCCAGAUCUUGUGCCUGAGAGGAAGAGAACGAUGCCCACGAACCCUGCCAAAUUCUUCCAGAGACUUUCCAGGACUGUUUCCCAACGACCCAUCAGAGACAGGGUGAUUCAUUUACUGGCUCUCAAGAAUUACAAGAAGCCAGAGCUACUUUCCCACUUAGAAAGAGAGGGAGUUGUGCAAAAGGACAAGGAAUCUCUUGGAAAGAUCCUUCAGGAGGUAGCCAACCUGGAUGCAAAUGAGAAUUCUUUCAGCCUGAAGGAACAUUUCUUUAAAGACAUCCAGGAAGAUUGGCCUGGCUACACUGAAAGAGAUAGACAGACAUUGGAGGUGACCCUUUCUCAAAAACCAACUCCAUCUCAGAAUUCCACCAGCACCAGCCAGUCACCAUCUCUGGGACCUUCUGAAGGAGAUACUCCACCCAGAACUGCUCAGAAACGGCCUCUGGAUUCUGACUUUCUCAGUCCUGUGAUGGGCAAGAAGCAGAGGAUUGACCAAGAGCCCAGUGAUGUCCAGCCAGCAGCUGGUGGCCACUCUCCUUCUUUCUUGGACCUGCCUUCCACAUCCUGUUCAAUUUUGAACAUGUCUCCAAGUGUCAGAUCCAUUUCCGUUUCCACCGAAGUACAACUGAAAAAUAAGGUUCUGACACAUUCUGGAUUCCCAGUGUCUGCCAGGGUGCAGGGGAAGACUCCCAAGUCCAAAGGAGAAGAAGCAGAGGUCAGAGGAGCCCAACAAAACAAUCCAGGUCCUGUGCCUGAGAAGAAGAGGAUGGUGCCUAUGAGACUUGCAGACAUCGACUGGAGCAGCUGCGCUGCUGUUUACAGCCGACCCUACAGGGACAGGGUGAUUCAUCUGCUUGCUCUGAGGGAUUACAAGGAGCCAGAGUUACUUGCUCGGCUGCAGAGAGAUGGAGUCAGGCCAAAGGACAAGGAUUCCCUUGGAAAGAUCCUUCAGCAGGUAGCCAACGUGAAUGCAAAGGAGAAUUCCUUUAGUCUGAAGGAACAUCUGUUUCAAACCCUUCAGAGUGAUUGGCCUGGCUACAGUAAAAUCGAAAGAAAGAGUUUGAAGUCAAUACUUUCUAGAAAAUCAGCUCCAUCUCAGAACCCCACCAGCAGCAGCCAAGCAACGUCUCCAAGGCCUUCUGAGACAGAUGCUCCAGCAAGACCUGCUCAGGGUAGCCCCAGCUACUCCGAGAUGAAGAGCAGGUGCCACAGGAGCAGUAGCUCCACAAAAAGCUGUCCCACAUUCAGCAAUGAGUAUCUGAAUUUGGCAAGCAGCAAGUCCUGGAGUCCUGGCACCAGUCUUCUGCUUCAGCAAAGGAUCAUCUAUGAGCUCCAGCUGUUUUAUUUUAAAAGAUGAUUAGCUUUUUAGGUUUCUUCAAGUUAGUAAUAAGGAGAUGAUUAUUUGUUAAAAAUGUAGGAUUAGUUAGUCUACGAUUAGAGACUUUAGUAUUGAACUUUAGCAAUAAAAAAGUUGCAUUAUUGUUAACUCCUUCUCUUAUCAUCAGUUUUAUCAUAUUUGGAGAGUCUUUCUUCUGGUCAAUUCUUCUCUUCAAGACUUAGCUCUGUCCACUGAAUGAAACUUAUCAGUAGAGAAUGGAAGCCCAGUACCUUUAUUAUAAAAUUGUGCACAUAUUAAGAAAAUAUUGUAGCAAAUGGAAUUUCUUUAUGACAAGAAUAAGCCUGUUUUCUGAUUUACUUGUUAAUUUAAAAUCUUUGCCUUAAGGGAUGGAAAGGGUAGAGGACAACCU